Aspergillus novofumigatus IBT 16806 is the source of this 333-nucleotide messenger RNA. RefSeq lists its product as uncharacterized. The transcript has 2 exons. NCBI's taxonomy places the organism in Eukaryota, Fungi, Ascomycota, Eurotiomycetes, Eurotiales, Aspergillaceae. The coding region runs from base 1 to 333 and encodes 110 amino acids. The record is from RefSeq and is a predicted model, not a curated record.
AUGGCUGAGCCAGGGGAUGUAGAGGAAGAUCUCUUUGCUGAUCUGUAUGACGCGGAUGAGAACACGAACCAGACGUCUUCAGCUCCCAAGAUUUCCGACUUCGCAGUGUCUCCCGCACCUGCCCAAGCAACGACUUCCCCUGCGACACAAACUGCAGAGAAUUUCAAGUCGGAGCCAGAAGACGCUCAUACCGCGGAUUCCUACGCGUAUUCGUAUGAAGGACAUCAAAGAAAUGGCUCGGGCAUGUAUGAUACAAAUCAUACCACCAAUGUUACUGCCGCUCCCACGACCGAACAAGAGCCUCAGGGCACCGGAAUCAAGGAAGAUGGGUAA